UUCUUACUUAAUCUGUGAGUUAGCAGCUAACUGGAGAAAAUAUUAAAGCGAAGUUUAAGUAUCAACAUUUACUGUUAAAUUUAGCUAACUUUCAGGUUAAGUUUUGUUCAGAACGAUUUAACAUUAGAUUUUCAAAUUUCGGCCGAAGGAAGUUUGAAAUUUUUUGGACGCAAGCUAUAUAAAAUAUCAGAAAAGUCAUUUUAUGAUUUUCGAUGAUCGAUAGCUGUGUUGAAAUGCUAUCGCAGAUCGUUGCAAUAUCGUCACUGAGCAAGAAAGUCAACGCUAUUGUUUACAAACAAAUUAAAAAUAUUUUUGUUUAAAUAGUUUGCGGUAUAUUAAGGGGUUUUAUUGUUAUCCAUAAACUAUAUCGCAGCUUGUUGAUUUAUUAAUUAUUGUUACAUUGUUGAUUUUAUGAAGACAUUUCAAUGGAAAAGAUAAGCUUGAAGAGAAACAGAUCCGAAGAUGCUCUUUACGGACUCCAAGCAAAAAUGUACAUUAAUGACAAAAUUAUGAACUCGCAUGAUGAUAACAAAAUGAAACAAAUUCAUGACAGGACCACAAAACUGCUGUUUCAGGCGGCACGCUCAUUUAAUAGUAAUCGAACAUCAGAAAAUUCAAAGAAGGCUCAACCGUGGAAAUUAGUUAAUUUAUCUGGUAAUGGUGUCAUUGAAAUGGUAAGAGGCAUUGAAGAUUUAUCUGACGAGUUCCUUUGGGUGAAACGUAAAGCCAAAUGUUGUGAUCGCGAAACCUAUGUACAAAGCGAAUGCUGCAAUUGUCAUAAAGCUUUAUGCGAAGGUUGCGGUUAUUCUUGCAAUGACUGCGGAAUAUUUUUAUGCAAUUUAUGUGUAGAAAUUUUUGGUUGUGGCACCUCCGAUCGUCCUAUUUGCGAGAAAUGUUCUCUAUUUGCCUAAUGUGUACAUAAAUUCUUAUUUUCGAAUGGUUGUGUAAUGCUGUUAAAAACUUGAAUGAUAUAUUUAAAUGCAUACCUUUACAAAUUCUAAUUCUAAAUAAAACUUAUAUUUACAUAAAUGACUUGGACGUUUGUUAAUC
This is a messenger RNA of Glossina fuscipes, 1050 nucleotides long. RefSeq names its product apoptosis regulatory protein Siva-like. The transcript is spliced from 3 exons. Lineage: Eukaryota; Metazoa; Arthropoda; Insecta; Diptera; Glossinidae. Bases 426 to 911 code for a protein of 161 amino acids. The record is from RefSeq and is a predicted model, not a curated record.